AUGGACGGAGGUCCUUUCGACGAUCCGAUUUUCUCCGAUUUCGGUGCUCGAGGUGGUGGCUCGGGGGUUCACAGUAUUCAAGUGAUGCUCGGUCUUCAUGGUGGACACCACGGUAGCGAUUUAAUGCCAACCGGGGGACAUCUUCAUAAGUUGGACUCUUCGAAUAGUCCACCGCCCCAUCAUCAGACCUCUCAUCAUCAUCUCCAGCAACAGCAACAGCAACAGAAAGAGCUGAAGGAGUUAGAAUUGGCUGGAAUGUACGCUCCGCUUCCUCAGACACAGGAUGUCACCACUUCGACGUCCAGCGCCGCGACGCCGACGUCUACGACACUGCAACAGAGUUUGCAGCUUGGGAAUCCGUUGAAGAGGAAGGCAGAGGAUCCGAUGAACACUCUUGCUCCAGUGAGCAGCGAGGCGCAACCGGCUAAGAAAGACUCCAAGAAGAAGACUGAUAAUAAUGGAAUCAAGAAAAAGAAGACUAGAACAACGUUCACGGCUUAUCAAUUGGAGGAGUUGGAAAGAGCAUUCGAGCGUGCACCGUAUCCUGAUGUGUUCGCGCGAGAAGAACUCGCCUUGAAACUUGCUCUUUCGGAGUCCAGGGUUCAAGUUUGGUUUCAAAAUCGACGUGCAAAAUGGCGGAAGAGAGAACCACCGCGUAAAACUGCCGGUUACAUGGCUGCUGGCUCAGCGAGUCCCGGCUUAUCAGGAUCACUCACCUCGUUCAACAACACCCUAAAUCCAUUUGCCUCUCCAACUACGGCAACAGCUCCCCCAGACGCCUGGGCUUAUUCGCCAGCGUACGAUUUGGCGCCACAUCUGAAUCUACUCAGUCCGUCCAACUCCCCGUACUCCACCUCUUUCGGUGGACCGAGCAAUAACGGGUCGGCGUACUCGUACGCGACGAUGCUUCCGCAGCACGACGCCUCGUUAUUUUCCACGCCGUCGGGCAACACGAUGCGCGUACACCAAGAUUACAUUAACGCUAGUAACAGUCCGCCGCCUCCUCUCACACGCAACGACUAUCAGACUAUGGUGACCACCCACUCGCCACCCACGCAUCUGGCCAACUCCAUGUCUGAGGAGGAACAUCAGCAGAACAAACAGUUGGAUUACGUCAGUGGUCUUAGUCCAGCGGAUAAAUAUCAGCACGAGCAACCUGACUAUACGCAACAGCAACAACAGCAACAACAACAGGAUCAGAAGCAGGAAUACGGAAUGCAUUCACCACAAGGUCGCCAAGGUAUGAAGGAGCAAGUGAUGGUGAAGAGCGAACCAACCAGCCAACAGAACUAUGUCCAAUUGCCUCCUUUUCUGAACUGA
Molecule: messenger RNA, 1320 nt
Organism: Habropoda laboriosa
Lineage: Eukaryota; Metazoa; Arthropoda; Insecta; Hymenoptera; Apidae
Gene: repo
Product: retinal homeobox protein Rx2-like
Exons: 4
Coding region: 1-1320 (439 amino acids)
Biological process (GO): regulation of DNA-templated transcription
Molecular function (GO): DNA-binding transcription factor activity, RNA polymerase II-specific; sequence-specific double-stranded DNA binding
Source: RefSeq, a predicted model, not a curated record